CUAAACAUUACUAAUGGUUGAUAAUCAGGAAUUACCAGAAGCAGCACAAUGUAUGAUCACAGAAAAAGAAAGAGAAGUAGCAGAAAUUCUGUUAAACUUACCGGAGCUUAUAGCUAAAUUAAGUGAUUAUGGUAAAGAACAACUUCUUCCUUGGGGCUGGAAAAAACGGAGAUCCGCCAUUAAUUAUCCUCUAACUCCAUUACCGUCCCCAGAACUUCAACAAUCACCACCGGCAGCUGACUUCUCCCCGUCACCGUCACCGUCACCGUCAUCCUCACCAAAACUGCAGAGAUUCAAGCCUAGAGUUGCCAACACUAAGGACCAGUUGCUGCAGCAAAUUAAUGAGUUAACACAGCGGGAAAAGGUUUACCAACAGGUUGCGGAGUUGCUCAAGGUCCAGAGUCACCUAGAGAGGCAAAUAGAAUUCAAUACCACCUUGAAAGAGUUAACUGGAGCAACAACUUUGGCAUAUACAGAUUAG
This is a messenger RNA of Nicotiana tabacum (common tobacco), 481 nucleotides long. The record is from RefSeq and is a predicted model, not a curated record. Lineage: Eukaryota; Viridiplantae; Streptophyta; Magnoliopsida; Solanales; Solanaceae.